Molecule: messenger RNA, 1168 nt
Organism: Hibiscus syriacus
Lineage: Eukaryota; Viridiplantae; Streptophyta; Magnoliopsida; Malvales; Malvaceae
Product: diacylglycerol kinase 4-like
Molecular function (GO): ATP-dependent diacylglycerol kinase activity
Source: RefSeq, a predicted model, not a curated record
AAUUCUACUUUGGAUAUUCAGGUGUUUGACCUCCAUGAUGUGAAACCGCAUGAAUUUGUACGGUAUGGACUGGCUUGCCUUGAGAAGUGGGCUGAAAGUGGAGACGCUUGUGCCAAAGAGACAAGGAUGAACAUCAGAGUUGUGGUUGCUGGUGGUGAUGGUACAGUUGGUUGGGUGUUUGGAUGUCUUGGAGAGCUUCAUCAAGAGGGUCGGUUGCCGGUUCCUCCUGUAGCUAUCAUUCCGCUUGGUACUGGUAAUGACUUGUCUAGAAGUUUAGGCUGGGGAGGUUCAUUUCCUUUUUCCUGGAAAUCAGCUAUUAAAAGAACUCUGCAGAGAGCUACUACCGGUCCAAUUUGCCAUUUAGAUAGUUGGCAUGUUGUGGUGCAAAUGCCUGGCGGAGAAGUUGUCGAUCCUCCUCAUUCUUUGAAGCCUGCUGAAGAGUGUGAUGUUGAUCAGACUCUGAAGAUUGAAGGGCAUGUUCCAGACAAAGUCAACUGCUAUCAAGGAGUAUUCUAUAAUUACUUCAGCAUAGGAAUGGAUGCACAAGUGGCUUACGGAUUCCAUAAUUUACGGAAUGACAAACCUUACCUUGAAGGUCCUAUUUCAAAUAAGAUUAUCUACUCCUGUUACAGUUGUAGUCAGGGUUGGUUUCUCACACCUUGUAUGAGUGAUCCAUCUUUAAGGGGACUCAAUAACAUUUUAAGUAUCCACAUUAAAAGGGCCAACUGCUCAGAGUGGGAGCCAAUUACAAUACCUGGAAGUGUGAGGGCAAUUGUUGCUUUAAAUCUUCAUAGUUAUGGAAGUGGACGAAACCCAUGGGGCAAUCUAAAGCCAGAGUAUUUGGAAAAAAGAGGCUUUGUUGAGGCCCAUGUCGAUGAUGGUCUUCUGGAAAUUUUUUGCUUAAAGCAAGGAUGGCAUGCAUCAUUUGUAAUGGUUGAACUGAUAUCUGCAAAACACAUCGCACAGGCGGCAUCGAUUCGACUGGAGUUAAGGGGAGGGGAAUGGAGAGAUACAUUUUUGCAGAUGGAUGGGGAGCCAUGGAAACAGCCGAUGAGUAGGGAGAAUUCCACCAUAGUGGAAAUUAAAAGAGUGCCAUUUCAGUCAGUAAUGAUAAGUGGAGAAUGACAGUGGCAAUUGGGUAAUCAUUAACACCAUCUCUGUAAAGCAU